AUGAAGGCUGAAUCGGACAGAAUUAUUUCUUUAUCGGAUGGUGACAGUUCUGCAGAACUUCAAAAAUACUUGUCCUCCCUCUGCGAAGCCAAGAUCACUGCACUAAUUACGAAUAGUGCGCUAAAGGGAAAGACGAUUGGUAGAAUUAUUAAAGCUAUCUUCAAAGGUUCUCCACCUGGUUCAAGCGAAGGGUCAAAGCGCAGAUUGCUGCUUUAUCAACAUUGCAUUCCUCUCUGUGAGUCUGGGAAUCUCCAAACUGAAGUGGCAGCUGAUAUAAUUGGACUGCUCAUGCUGGAGACACAUACAUUGGUUGGACCCUCUCUUGCAAAACUAGCAGAACUAUUUGUUGAAGAAAUCAAGGCAGGAAAAAUAGGAAACGGGAAGUCCUUGGAGCUAUUUCCUACUGUGCUUACCGCCAUUGCCGCUUGUGAAACGUUGUCGUACGGUAAAGGUGAACUCAGUGGUGAGGAAUGCAAGAAACAGCUGAUCAACAGUCUCUGUUCAAGCAGAUGGGACUCCCAAUGUGUUAUCCACCUGACCACAAUGUUCAGAGAUGUGCCAAUGUCAUCAGAAGAGUUGCGGUUUGUGGUGGAAAAAGUGCAGCGAAUGUUUAAAAAACUCGACCUGCAGGAGAUCCCACCACUUGUUUAUCAAUUGCUCUUGUUAUCUGCAAAGGGCUGCAAGAAACAGGUCCUAGAUGGAAUCAUCUCUUAUUUUAAGCAGCAAGACAUUCACCAGCAAGAGGAGAAAAAACACGGACAGAACUUGGAUUUAGAAGUUCAGUCCAUUCCACAGGACCAGUUAAGACACGUGGAGGGCACUGUUAUACUCCACAUUGUUUUUGCUGUGAGGCUCGACCAUGAACUUGGGAGGGAAUUCAUUAAAAAUAUAAAGGUAUCUUACGGGGACCUUUGCCCUUUCAGUGUUGCACUACUGCUCUCGCUUGCUCGUAUCCAGCGCUAUGAGGAACAGGUGUUUGACCUUUUCAAGGGGGCAAUCAUCAAGAGUUUCAGAGAUGAGCAGCUGCUGCAGGGGUCCAAAUUUCUGCAGGACCUCUUGCCUGGUCACUGUAGCAUUGCUGAGAUGAUUUUGGACACUGUGAGAAGCAGUAUCUUUGGAUGGGAUCAUGUGACCCAGGGCCUGGUGCAGCUGGGCUUCUUCCUGAUGGAUACAUUUGGACCUAAACCUGGACCAUUUGGAAAAAACACAGAAGCUUCUGCCACUGUGGCCCGGACCCCUUCUCAGCUGGCAUGUAAACUAGGAUGUCAGGUGCUCCUGCAGGGAUUUAAGAUGCAUGAGGCAAUCAGAGGCGAGAUUCUGGAGCAAGUUCUGAACCGAUUGGUCACAAAGACGGCCUCACCUGUCAAUCAUUUUUUAAGCCUCUUUUCAGACAUUGUAACCUCCGCUCCAAUGAUACUGCUAGAGUCAUCCUCCAAGGUUACUGAAACAUUUGACCAUCUGUCAUUCCUCCCCCUGGCCACUGUGCAGGGCUUGCUAAAAGCUGUCCAGCCUUUGCUGAAAGUCAGCUUGUCCAUGAAAGAUGCAUUAAUACUGGUUCUCCGUAAGGCCAUGUUUUCAAGCCAACUGGAUGGACGAAAGUCAGCUGUAACUGGCUUCUUGUUACUGCUGAAGAACUUUAAAGUGUUGGGUAGCCUGGCCUCCAGCCAGUGUAGCCAGACAAUCUCCUCCAGUCAGAUCCAAGUGGAUGUUCAUUCUCGAUAUAACGCUGCUGCCAAUGAAGCAUUCUGUCUGGAAAUCUUAAGCAGUCUGCGUCGUUGCCUUGGCCAGCAGGCCGAUGUGCGCCUUAUGCUCUAUGAGGGCUUCUAUGAUGUUCUUCGCCGAAACUCCCAGCUUUCUAGUUCCAUAAUGCAGACUAUUUUCUCACAGUUGAAGAGGUACUAUGAACCUGAACAAGAUCUCUUACCCCCAGUGAAACUGCAGCCAUGCAUCACAGCUCAUGGAGAACAGAUCCACAUUCAGGAGCCCUUGGCCCACCUGGUGUGCUGUACUGUUCAUUGCCUGUUGUGGCUUAAAAAUAUGCGACGAUCAGCCAAAAUGGGGGCUUACGACAGUGAUGAUGAUGAUGACGACGACGAAGAUGAGGGAUAUCAGUCCGAGCUACAGACAAUUCUAGAGAGUGUCACUAAACGCAUGAUCAAAAGUGAAAUGGAGGACUUCGAAUUGGACAAGUCUGCAGAAUUCUCCACUGAAUCCAAUGUUGGUGUGAAGAAUAACAUUUAUGCUGUGCUAGUGAUUGGACUCUAUGAGGUCCUGAUAGAGUACGCUUUUGUCAAAGCCAAUUACAGCAUAAGUGCCUUUAAGGAGCUGUUGGAACUGUUUAACCGCUACCAUAAAUUGUGUGAGAUCCUGAGGGAGAAAUCUGGAAAGGGACGACAGCCCUCAAACAAGACUCCUCGAAGUUUACUUUCAAUGGGCUUUACAUCAACUCUCCUGACUAUGCUCUUUAGGGACAACUCUCAGAGCAAAGAGGAGGCGCUCACUGUGCUGCGCUCCAGUGGAGAAUUUGUACGUUAUGCACUUUGCGUGGCUGUGCAGAAGAUCCAACAAUUGGAAGAUACCGGAAUUACCGACGGCCCAGGUGGACAAAGUUCAGACUUGACUUUCCGAUUUCUGUGUGAAAUGGCAAGUGUGCUGAUGUGGCGUUAUACUAACGUCCCCAGCGUGGUGGACGAUGCUGGGAAGAAAGAAAAGCGGUCUAGCCUUUCACAUUUGAGCCUGGAAGGUCUUCUCGGGAUAUUCACCGUCUGCCAGCAGCGUUAUCCUGAUAAGAUGACUAAGCUUCUCUCUUCCAUUGAAAACUCGGAUGAGGUUGUUGAGUCAGAAGAUGCUAUACAAAUGAUUUACUCUUAUAUCCGUCAAUUUCAGAAAGCGUUGUUCACCCAGUUGAGUGGAGGAGAGGAGGCUUUGAACAGCAAAGAAGCUCAGCUAUUGGUCAACAUUUUGAAUGUGCUUUCCCUCCAGCUAAAACCCUCAUCUGAGCAGUUUGUCCAGAUGUGUUCCUGGACUGCGAAAAUUUGCAAGGAAACUAACUUUGAGGACACGGCGUUGUGCAAGGGGCUGCUCUCACUUCUCUUCAGCCUACAUGUUCUUCUUAAGAGUCCUUCCAGCUUGUUGCUCGAACUCUGCCAGGACAUCCAUAGCCACUUGGGAGAUAUUGAUGAGGAUGUGGAGGUAGAAAAGCUGUCUCACUUUGCCAUUGUCAACAUGAAGACAGCAACCACAGCGGCACUUCAGGUCCUACCUCAAAUAGACAAGGUGCUAGAUGAAGUGGACUGGCUGAUCGGCAAAAAGAAAAGCCAGAUUACCUCUGACAAAUCAGGCCCUGAAGAGACUACACAGCCCGCAGGCCAGCAGGAUCCGAUUGAGAAAGCAGUUACACUCCAGCUUGGAACCCUCGUGACUGCACUCAAUGAGUUGGUCCAGACCGCACUGCUGCUCGGAACAAGCACCAUCACAUUGCUAAGAGUGCUGAGUCGCACGUACUCCAUCCUCACCACCCUAGUUAAAUAUUACAUUCAAGUUUGUGCCAGUCAGAUUGGUGUAUUACCUUCACGCUUUGAGAAGCUGGUCAAACUAUCCGGCUCCCAUCUUACUCCACAAUGCUACCAUUUCAUCACAUAUGUUCAGGGUGGUGAGUCAAGUGGCGCACCCAAGAAGAAAAAGAAUGAAGUUAACACAGCUGCCACUGCUAAACUUCUGCGUCAAACAAAGGCAAUUCCAAACUUGAUCUUCAGCAUUGAACAGUAUGAGAAAUAUCUCAUAACCCUCUCUAAGAAAUCAAAGGUAAAUCUGAUGCAAUACAUGAAACUGAGCACAUCAAGAGAUUUCCGCAUCAAUGCUGCUACUUUGGAUGCAGCUCUGCAGGAACAGGACAACACUGUGGAGGCUGAGUCACAAGCUGUAGAAGAGACUCAAGAACCCAAACAAAAGAAGCGAAAACGAUAA
This is a messenger RNA of Nerophis lumbriciformis (worm pipefish), 3966 nucleotides long. Lineage: Eukaryota; Metazoa; Chordata; Actinopteri; Syngnathiformes; Syngnathidae. The record is from RefSeq and is a predicted model, not a curated record.